GUUUCUCCACUCCCAGAGCCUCGCCGGAUCUCCUGUUCUAGUAGUCCUUACCCCUUUCCCAGAGCAACACGUAACAAUGAUCCGUCUUGUGUGCUGACCUCCUCCGUUCACUUGCCCUCUAUAUAAACAGACCACACACAGAUGGACGAAAACCCUCACCGAGUUUGUAGCCUCUGAUCUGUGUCCUGCAACAUGAGCCAAGAACAACAAAGAAGGCCGGACGACCAACCCAUAAGGUAUGGCGACGUGUUUCCCGUUUCCGGGGAGCUCGCCGGCCAGGCCAUCGCCCCCGGGGACGCGGCCAUGAUGCACGCCUCCGAGAACAAGGCCCGGGGGUGACCCCCAAGGGUGGCCCCGCCUCCGUCAUGGAGUCCGCUGCCAUGCGCAACAAGCAGCGUGGCCUCAUCGGCCACACAACCAGUUCAGCCCCACCCCGGCCAACCAGGGCGUGUCCGUCACCCAGACCGAGAUCCCUGGCUGCACCGGCCAACGCCUCGUGACCGAGUUUGUCGCCGGCCAAGUAGGUGCAGAUCGCCGUAUCUAUCUGAAACUAUUACAGAGACCAUACCUGAUCAUGUUGGGCGAUAGGCUGUGGGUCAGUAUGUGGUCAACGCUGGAGCCGGAGAUGGCCGCGCAGCAGGCGGCGGCCAAGGUGAGGAAAGGGGCCAAGGACUCGGUGGAUUAUCGACAUGGACGGACAAGAUGACCAUCGGGGAGGCACUAGAGGCGGCAGCAAGGGCAGCGGGGGACAAACCGGUCGAGAUGAGCGACGCCGCGGUGAUCGAGGCGGCCGAGUCGGCCGCGACGGGGCUCAAGACUGUCUUGCGAGGCGGCAUGGCAGCCGCCGGGCAGAGUGCUGCCAUUCUCAACGCCCGUGCGUCUCGUGACGAAGACAAGACGAAGCUGCGCGACGUCCUGCAGGUAGCAUCGAUCGAUCACCCUACCACAUAUGCGUGUUGUUCCUUGGUGUUGCAGGGACGACUGGCCGAUGCUCGAGGCUCAACUUCAACAAUAUAUAUAUAUAUAUAUAUAUAUAUAUAUAUAUAUAUAUAUAUAUAUAUAUAUAUAUGGAGGGGGAACGCCGAGCGGGUGGUGAGGGCGGAGAUGCGGAACAACCCCGAGUUGCGCCGGUGCCCCGGCGGUGUAGCGGAUUCCAUCGCCGCCGUAGCGCGGUCCAAUGAAGAGCCUUGAUGCUUUGCGCUCCGUAGCUACUGCCUGCCUCCCUGCGAUCUCAUUCGUUGCCCAGCGAAAUAAGAUCAUCGUUCUCCACCGAAUGGUUUCUCUUAUUAGCUGCUGCGACCAUUGAAAUCGAUCAACCAAUCGUAAAUCUUGGAAAUUUCUUUUCCUUCUUGCCGAUAAUAGGACUCAUUUAUCCGUCGCUGAAUGCCCAUUAUUUGUCCGCCGCAAUAAAAAUUUGGGGUUACUGAAUCAAAUAUGGAGUUCAUUGGGCAAGCACGGGCCUUAAGUCUCAUGAGCUGCGUUAGGGCCUCUUCUCAUCGAGAUCACACACUUGUCAUCCUACUCCAUGGCCAACAUAUGCAAGAACCAAACUUAUGUCAA
This is a messenger RNA of Musa acuminata AAA Group (dessert banana), 1560 nucleotides long. RefSeq names its product late embryogenesis abundant protein D-34-like. The record is from RefSeq and is a predicted model, not a curated record. The transcript has a single exon. The coding region runs from base 703 to 1191 and encodes 162 amino acids. NCBI's taxonomy places the organism in Eukaryota, Viridiplantae, Streptophyta, Magnoliopsida, Zingiberales, Musaceae.